UGUGUGUGUGUGUGUGUGUGUGUGUGUGUGUGUGUGAAGUGAAGCUGAAACUGCAGAUUGUGGCCUGGCUUCGCUCAACACCAAGGAGGAAAGCAGGAUUGUUGGAGGUCAGACUGCGACUCCGGGGGCCUGGCCCUGGCAGGCCUACCUGCAGAUCCCAGUCAGCGGGAGCAGUACUAGCUUUUCUCUCUGUGGGGGGUCUCUGAUCAGCAACCAGUGGGUCCUGACCGCCGCUCACUGCUUUCAAAAGGGGACUCCGGCGGUCCGUUGGUCAGUAAAAAUGGAACAAGGUGGGUCCAGGCUGGAGUUGUUAGUUUUGGAGACGGCUGUGCCCGGCCCAAUAUACCAGGAGUCUACGCCCGGGUCUCACGAUACGAGUCCUGGAUCAGCAGCACGGUCACUGGACAACAGCCGGGAUUUGUCAACAUUCAGAACACGUCGGUUCUUGCAGUGGUUUCACCAGGAUCAUCAGGAGCGGGUCACUUCAGCUCCCUGUCCAUCCCUCUGCUGCUGUCCGUCAUUCCUGUUGUCUUCUCUGUCUUUGUCCUCUCAUGAGCCUCACCUGGGCAGGUCAAACCAUCAGCCGAGCGUUCAAAUAUACAGCAAAUAAGGUUUUGCACAUAAAUUCUGAUAUUUCCUCUUCCUGACUCAUGCUUUUAUUUUACAAAACAAACAAAUUUAAACCAGCUUUCUGCAGCUAUUAGUUAGCACUUCACUACUUUUAGCUUUAGCUAGCAUGUUGCUAAUCUUUGCGUCUAGCUAUCAUUUUGCUAAUUUAGCAGUAAGCUAGCUUUUUGCUAUACUGUCAGGCUGGCUAUAAAUAACUAGUCCUUUGCUUCUUUGAAUGUUUUGCUGGCAUUUUGCUACUUUAGCUUUAGCUAUCAUCUUGCCAAUUUAGCCUCUAGCUAGUUUUACAUGUUUAGCAAUGAGAUAUUUUUGCUCCUAUUAGGUUUUAGCAACAGUUUAGCAACUUUUAAUCAGUCCUUUGCUACUUUAAAUGUUUUUGCUGCUAUUAGCUUUAGCUUACUUUUGACCAAGUUUAGCUUCUAGCUACCAUUACGUUCAUCCUGCAAUCAACUAGAGUGUUGCUACUUUCCAUUUUCAGCUAAAAUUUUAUUACAUUUAGCUGCUGUCUUCUUACAUUUUGCUAGUUUAGACUUUUGUUUGAAAUUUUGUUUCUUUUAGCUUUUAGCUAAUGUUUUAUUUCCUUUAGCUUUUACUGCUUCCUUUGGUUGACCCAAAAUAUUCCGUUUAAGCCUCUUUAACAAAACAUUUGAGCUUGUUCUCCUUUUUUCUAUAGUUUUUAUUUAUUGUAAAACAAUAAAGUUUGCAAAGU
Molecule: messenger RNA, 1336 nt
Organism: Austrofundulus limnaeus
Lineage: Eukaryota; Metazoa; Chordata; Actinopteri; Cyprinodontiformes; Rivulidae
Product: cationic trypsin
Biological process (GO): proteolysis
Molecular function (GO): serine-type endopeptidase activity
Source: RefSeq, a predicted model, not a curated record